Molecule: messenger RNA, 4964 nt
Organism: Corapipo altera (White-ruffed manakin)
Lineage: Eukaryota; Metazoa; Chordata; Aves; Passeriformes; Pipridae
Gene: IL7R
Product: interleukin 7 receptor
Exons: 8
Coding region: 54-1571 (505 amino acids)
Biological process (GO): positive regulation of receptor signaling pathway via JAK-STAT; cytokine-mediated signaling pathway; hemopoiesis
Cellular component (GO): membrane; external side of plasma membrane
Molecular function (GO): protein binding; cytokine receptor activity
Source: RefSeq, a predicted model, not a curated record
AGUGGGUGCGGGUUUCGCACACACAUGCACUGCACACAUGCAGGCUGCUCAGAAUGACACAGCCCAGUACACUGUUGAGCAUUUUUGCCAUGUUUCUUCACACCACAUUUGGGGAAAGUGGUUGCACCUCAGCAGACGGUGAUGGGACUCUUGGAGACGAUGAACCAGACAAUUUUGACAUUGAUUGCUUCAGCCAGCUGGACAUUAAGGAUCCCUUUAGCAGCCUGACCUGCAAUUUUACUGAGCUGCCUCCUCACAACACUAACUAUACCCUGUCUCUGUGUACCAAGGAAGACAACAAGUACAUGUGCAACAACAUGAAGAAACAGGAAGAUGCAUACUUCUUACAGUUCACUGAUAUACUCUCAAAUAGAGACCUUUGCGUGUUCUCUGAGACAAAGAGAAGGGUCUGCAGGAGUCUGGUUGUGACUCACAUUGUUAAGCCUGAAGUGCCAUUUGCUAUAAACAUCACUUAUCAAAGGGAGGCAAAUGAAUAUCUUAUUCGUUACCGUACACCACACUCAGGGAAGAAAUACCUAGAGGGCAAAUUAAUGCACCAAAUAGCCUAUCGGCAGGAAGAAGGUACCUGGAAGACAAUAGAAUCGCCACACGAUCACGUAAGAUUGUUGGGACAAAAUCUCAAAAAUAAUGCAUCGUAUGAGGUGAAAGUACGUUCCCAACCCAACGGAAAAUUUUUUAAAGGCACAUGGAGUGAGUGGAGCACUUCCAAGAGCUUCAGGACAGCAAGAGAUCAGCACUCCACAGAGAGCUGUAAGGGCAGAAAAUGGUUUGGUCUACCUGGAGGAAAGCAGAGCUGGGGGUCCUGGGCUCCCUGGACACCCUUAGCAGCAGGAGGGAUGAGAGCAUGGGGAGGGAAGAUCCCACAGCCACAACAGGAUAGCAGCGUGGUCAUGAUUAUACUCUCCAUCCUGGGAUUCAUGCUGUGCGUUGUUAUGACUGCACUGAUCAUAAUUUUUUGGGAAAACAGGAUCAAGCCUGCUGUAUGGCCAAACCUUCCUGAUCAUAAAAAAACACUGGAGAAACUAUGCAAGAAGCCAAAAAAUAAUUUUGAUAUAAGCUUUAACCCAGAGAGCUUUGGUUAUGUUCAUAUCCAUAAAGUGGACAGUAUUCAGGCAAAAGCUGAACUGGAAAAUUUUCUGCAGCCAUCAGUUGCUCCAGAGACAAGUCUUCCAGAAAAAUUCAGGAAGGGAUCAGACCUGAAGAUGAUACCUGCGAUGACAGACAAAAGCAACCUAAAUCUGUCUGUGACUUAUGGAGGCCUCUGGCCAGCUGAGGCCCCACACAGACUCCUGGGCACAAGUCAGUUUGCAGUCACGGAAGGAGACUGCAGCUCCAGCACGUAUGAGGUGUGCCACGGCAACAGCGUGCCCCUGCACAACAGCAGAGGUUCCAACCUUUCCUUUGCUCCUCCCCUGGAUCCCUCUGGCCAGCCCAGUCCAGAGCCCCCAGAUGAUGACACUGUAUCCCAGAUGCUGUCUAACAGUGAAAUGAGAUCACCAAACAAGGAGGAAGCCUAUGUAACAAUGUCCAGCUUCUACAAAAUUCAGUAAACCUUGCAAGAAUGACGACAUGUCUUUUUUUUUUCUCUAACACAAGCAGGACAUUGAAGCUUUCUGUUUUGUUUUCCUGUAUCCUGCGUGUUCCCGCCUCCUCCACUCACCCUGCUCACAGUGCAAUGCUGUAUCUGCAAGAAAGUCGGUUCUCCUACGUUCCAGCUAGAAGUAGCCUAACUUCAGCACUCAGUACACUGCUAGCAGUCUCCACUGCAGCAGAAACUAAAUUUAAUUCAACCUGACUUUAAUCUUCAAAUCUGAUUAAUUUGGAGCAACAACAGUGCAGUCCCAGCUGAGGACCACAACAUGUCUUGUAAAAGUUAAUGAACUCUUCUGUUACUCUCUUGGUUACAGAGAUGCGCUCUUAUUAAUGCCUAAGCAAGAAAUACGGCAACAUAUUCAAGAUAAUCAGAACCCAAUCCCUUUUAAACAGUAGUAACUCAAGGGUAAUUCCUCUACAGUCAGGGUAAAUUCAUGAGUUUGCAAAAAGACAGUAAAUCAGAGUUGCUAUCAAGCAUUAACUGCCUGGGGAUUCAGGAUCUUGAACACCACAAAUAGAUUUAGCUGAGUCCUCAGGAGAAAUAGUACAUAGACCCACUUUAGAAAGAUGUUUCCUGAGGCUGAUUAAGUUUUGGUGGGGUUUUUUUUGGUUUUUUUUUUUUUUUGAGACACAAAACAAAGUAAAACUCUACAUGCCACUGCUUUUUGCUGUUGGCAAAGAUCUGCCCUGGAGCCAAUUACAGGAUCCACGGGUACUUCUGAUACUUUUAACGUUUUCAAUAUUUCAACUAUGUAAAUCGAAGUCCUUUCUCUUCCUAGAAACUGAAUUAGGACUGUAAAAUGCACAAUGCUGUCUUUCUCUGCAGCUCUUGUGCAGGCAUUAGUCCAGCAUGUAAGUACUUUUCAGGGCAGAGGCUGAGCUGACCAUGUUUUUUUACUAGCAUUAUUCCCAAUGGCUGUGACUGCAUAUGAAUACUAUGAAUUUGGAUAGGCAAUGUUCUCAUGCAACAUCUGACUUAGGAAAAUGAAUGGAAUGUCAUGAAUUCUGCCAGUGAUCAGAAGACCUAUUUUCUUUUUUAAAGUAACUUGUAAAUUGCCAGGAGAUAGUAUUUAGUUUCUUGUUGGAGAGGCGAUGUUGUUUGUUUGGGUUUGGGAGUUUGUGGGGGUUUUUUGCAUUGUGACUUUUUUCUUCUUUACAGUAUCACAUUUUAUUUUUUUUCUUUUACAUUAUGGCUGAGCCACUUCACAGUGCUCCUUAGAUUCUGUACAUUGUGGAGUACAUACUUGGAGAUAAAGCUGCUACAGCCACAUGAUUGCAUGAGAGCAGAGCAGUGUGGCCUUGGGACAUCCAAACUGCUUUGUUGCCCUCUGGGAUUCAGGUUCACCUCACUGUGCAGUCUCAGUUCCUCUAGCUGUUUGAAAUUCUCCUUUACCAAACUGUAUUCACAUUUCCAGAGUCUAAGGGUGAAAAGAGUCCUCUCUCAUGCUCAAAGCUGCUCAAAUUUGUUCUGUCUGGUAAUGGUCACAGAGAUGUUGCAAAACCUCAGCUGCUUCCAUCUGCCUUUGCCAAGACAGCUUUGUGCCAGGAGAACAUCAAAAUUAAUAUAUCUUGUGGUCUAAUUUCAAGAAGAUAUGGCAGAGAGUGGAGCUUGCAUUAAACUCCAUUGCUUGAAUCAGAAUUUUAUGCUGCAGAAGACAGACAAAAAAUUCUGGACCAUAUGAAGCCAAAAACAGCCCUCCCAAGACAGUACUCCACCUUCUUCACCUCCACUCAGCACCAGGGAAACCUUCAAACGGGGAGAACUUAUAGUCACUGUGUGCAAUGGGGCCUCAGAUUUAGCUCAAAGCAUUCCAGUGACAUUUUACAGAAUGGUUUUUACUGCUGUUUAUUGCUGAAUGAAGCACUGGUUGAUGCAGAAGAAAAAGAUGAAAGCCCUGGACAUUCAUUUGGUUUACAACGCUUGUAUUUUUAUUCAAAAGAGCUGCUGGUCAUGCUCAUACUGUGUAGACUUGCACAGUGUGACUGUAGAUAGAGACAGACUGUACUGGAAAGAUAUCUUCUUCCAGCAAAACAGGGACAAACAAAAAAGGGGAUAGAAGAAGAAGAAGUAAAAGCACAUCAGGAAAAUUCUCUAUGGCAUGUGCUAUGCUUUCUUCAAUUUUAUAGCCAUCAACAAAUUUGAUGGUCAUAUUCCUAUAUAAUCACUUUUUGGAAAAAAAAAAUAAAGCCAAAUUUGCACCAAAGCCAGAAGCACCACAAGUAUUUCUUGUCUAAUGCCAGGUUAAAUAUAGGACAACACUUUACUGAGUAGUUUCCUUAUUCUACAGGACAGAGCUUUCCUAUACCUGUUCACAACUACCAUCUGCCUCAGUAUCCACACAGGAGUAUUGCUUGGCUUUCACAUACUCCAUGCACUUUCUUUAGUUCAGCAUAAUCUUCCUCCUCCACACUUUCUGCCUCUGGUGCUCUUACUCGGCUGCACAUCCAAAAAGAAGUUGGUGACCCUGGUUUGUAUGUAGCUGCCUUAUGACACAGGAGCUGCUUGCUCCUUUCUCUGCAUGUGCCCGAUGGAAUUUGACAGCUCUUCUGCAGUUGUGGCACAAUACAGAUGCUCUCCUAUCUUUAUUUCUCCCCUUAUCUAUGUGCAGCUCAUUUGCACUAUGCAAAUGUCUCCUAGCUAUACACAAAUAAACUUGGACUGUUGUCAGUUACAACACUGAGUCAUGGACUAAUUUUAAUGAUGUUGAAAAAUGUUAAUUACAUUAUCCCCUGCUUAAAUUGUCAGCUUGUUUACCAAAUAUACUCCUCUUGUGCAUGUUCAUCAGACGGGUUGAAAAAACACACAUAAAUGCUCUGUGUGUCAGUGGGGCAGCACAAAACCAAUAAGUGUGGGGAGGCAGGAGAAUUGCUUCUGCCAGGGUGAAGGGAUGGUUAAAUGCAUGUGAUGUGAAGUCUAGGCUGUGAAACAAAUGGUGUAGCAGUGGCUUGACCUCCACUGCCACAGGGACACGUGGCUGAAUUCAGUAAGUUUUUGGCAGGCAGAAGCUGACCAGGGAGCCAUCUCUUUUGUCAGCAAGGGACCUGGCAACGCUGACAGCGUAUUUCUGCAGGGCAGGAGUGCAGCCCCUUCUCAGCUACUUAGCAGAAGUGUUUAUUGAGUCAAAGACCUGACUUAAUUCAGUAACGCUGCAGUGCUGGAGCCUGUGGGGAGCAGAAGUUGGAUUUUAGACAAUAUGCUUUUGUCUAAGCAAGCUAGUUAUCUCUGUAGUUGUGGCUUUCUGAAACUAUCCUUUAAAACCAGCUAAAACGUCACAUAAAGGAUUGAGCUUCUUGCGUUGGGGAACAGAUCUGCUGCUUUGUCCUAAAAAAAAUAAUAUAAGAAGAGUUAU